GUGACUGCCCGCCCGGCGCCCGGCUGGCCUGGAUCAUGUGAUCCAGCGAUUGGAGACGCGGUGGCCGCCUACCAGCUCCGGGUGCAGCGUUCUAUGCCUGGAUUAUCUCCGUUUUACUCACUUCGGCUCCCGGGGGCUGUGGAAAAGGACACAAAUGGAGAAGUUCUGUGGGUGUGGUGUUAUCCUUCCACGACAGCUACGUUACGGAAUCUGCUGCUGAGGAAAUGCUGCCUUACAGAGGAAAACAGACUCCUCCAUCCCUUCGUCUUCGGUCAGUACAGAAGAACAUGGUUUUAUAUCACAACAGUUGAAGUUCCAGAUUCUUCAGUUUUGAAAAAGGUGACUCAUUUUUCUAUUGUUCUGACCGCCAAAGAUUUUAACCCAGAGAAAUAUGCCGCCUUCACUAGGAUAUUGUGUAGAAUGUACCUGAAACACGGGAGCCCAGUUAAAAUGAUGGAGAGUUAUAUUGCCGUUCUCACCAAGGGGAUAUGCCAGAGUGAAGAAAACGGCUCUUUCCUUAGCAAGGACUUCGAUGUCCGAAAGGCAUACCUCGCAGGCUCCAUCAAAGACAUUGUAUCUCAGUUUGGAAUGGAAACAGUUAUCUUACACACAGCACUGAUGCUAAAGAAAAGAAUUGUUGUCUAUCACCCAAAAAUAGAAGUUGUCCAGGAGUUUACCAGAACCCUGCCUGCCCUGGUGUGGCAUCGACAGGACUGGACCAUACUUCACUCGUACGUGCACCUGGAUGCUGAUGAGCUGGAAGCCCUGCAGCUGUGCACAGGUUACAUCGCCGGAUUUGUAGACUCGGAGGUGAGCAAUAGAGCAGACCUGUAUGACGUGUUUGUGAAUCUGGCAGAGAGUGAGAUUACCAUUGCCCCACUUGCGAAAGAGGCCAUGACAAUGGGCAAACUGCACAAAGAGAUUGGUCACCUAAUUGUUCAGUCUGCAGAAGAUCCAGAGAAAUCGGACAGCCAAGUUAUACAGGACAUUUCCCUAAAAACAAAAGAAAUCUUCACCAACUUGGCACCCUUUUCAGAAGUUUCGGGCGAUGGAGGAAAGCGUGUCCUCAAUCUUGAGGCUCUAAAGCAAAGACGAUUCCCACCAGCGACAGAAAACUUUCUGUACCACCUAGCAGCAGCCGAGCAAAUGCUGAAAAUCUGACUGUCAGGAUGGUAUCACUGAGGACACGAUCACCCACUAACUAUGUGUAAUACUGAAAAUAACAAAGAAAAUGGUAUAUUUUAAUGAUUUAUUUGAAAGUAUUGAGAUUUGACCUGAAAAGCACUGAAACAUAGCAAAACACUUGAUUUUCUCUAUCUGAUUAGUUUCACACCUGUCAUCAUGUUGGACAAAGUGCUGUAACUACCGUAAAUAAGUUAUAACAUGGCCUGAUGGGCUGGAGUGAGAAAAAAGCUCUGUCGAGUUCUUGUGUAAGUCACAGCAGAUCCGAAAGCCUCCAUGAUUAUAAGUUCCCGUUUGUCUCAUUGUGUCGCCACAAACGAAUGAUUUAUUUUCAGAAAGCUGCCUGAAAUGUUGCUUUGUAUUCUUCUAGGAAGAACUUUAAUUCCUCACGAGGAACUGUACUUUCUGAGCCAAACUACUAAGUUUUCUGCAGGACUGUCUAGAACAGCGGUUCUCAACCUGUGGGUCGCGACCCCUUUGGCGGUCUAACGGACCCUUUCACAGGGGUCGCCUAAGACCAUCCCGCAUAUCAGAUACUUACAUUACGAUUCAUAACAGUAGCGACAUUACAGUUAUGAAGUAGCAACGAAAAUAAUUUUAUGGUUGGGUCACCACAUGAGGAACUGUAUUUAAAGGGCCAGAAGGUUGAGAACCACUGCUCUAGAAGAUCAUUCAAAAGACCCUGCAGUUGCACUUUCUUGUAAAAGAAAAAAAUUUUUUUCUUGGCCUUUGACCAUUUUACCUAUAUUAUGAGGGUUUUGCAUAGAUUUUAUACUUGAGUAGACAACGUUAAUAAUUCGUAUUUAUACUGUCUCAGAGGUAAGCAUUUGGCAAGCUGAAGCCAUCAGUGCUCUUCAAUUCACCUUGUUGCUAGCAAUAUUACUUUGAAAGAUGCCAGUCCUUAUAUAGCAGAGAAAAACAAGCAGCCCAUUUUGAAUAUUAAUGUCUAUAACUGAACUAGCAACUUUCAUGAUUGGUAAGGGAGUGUAAGAAUUAACUGUCUGCAAGGGCAAAAACCAGAGGUCUUCAAGUAACUCCAGUAAAAAGUGACUUGGCCACAUAAGAAGUUCUUGUUCCUGUUCAGCUGUGUACCUUUCUCAUCAUAGGAGACCUAAAAAUUGCAAAAUAAGCAGGGAGGUCUAAGUUAUGUACUUGUUAUUUUAUUGUAUGUAUUCAUAUUAACUCUGAAAGGUUAUUUUACAGUCAGUCCUGUUGUCCUUGGAAAUCUUACCCAGAAAAAAUGUCUGCAAAAAAUCUUGUCUUUAUCGGAUCUUUCAUUUGUUAAGUAAAAAGUUUAAAAUAGCCCUUUCUUUUCCUUUUAGGGUAAGGGUGGACCUGAAAUGAGGUUUUGUUUACUAAGGCAAACAAUUUAAAAUUAAUUCUGCACUUUAUGAAAAUGAAUACUAACAUCUUUUUCUCCCUCAUUUUUGUAUUACUGCAUUAGCUAAUCAAAGUUGUUAAAAUUGCAAAUGUAUGAUGCAGAAAUAAAAUGGAAAUAUUUUGAUAUUCAACCAUA
This is a messenger RNA of Myotis myotis, 2698 nucleotides long. It is a transcript of the gene DENND10, whose product is annotated as DENN domain containing 10. Bases 94 to 1161 code for a protein of 355 amino acids. The record is from RefSeq and is a predicted model, not a curated record. The transcript has 9 exons. Gene Ontology annotation, cellular component: late endosome. Gene Ontology annotation, molecular function: small GTPase binding; guanyl-nucleotide exchange factor activity. Gene Ontology annotation, biological process: protein transport; regulation of early endosome to late endosome transport. NCBI's taxonomy places the organism in Eukaryota, Metazoa, Chordata, Mammalia, Chiroptera, Vespertilionidae.